AUGAGUGGAGGCGCACCAUUGGAGAACUAUGUGAUCGAGGUGAAAGGAACGAAUUCUCACCAAAUUGGAAAGAAAUCAAAAACGGUGCCCCGCCGGUCAAACGGAAGCAUCGGUGAAUGGAUUAGAAAGGAAGAGAGAAGUACACUUUCCCAAUUCGAGCCAAGGAACAAGAAGCUGGAACUGGAGACCCCCUCCGAUCCAACGGAAUUUAGCCACAUACAGAAAACUGGGAACAUUGUGAUCGAUCGGGGAAUUCGAUUCAAAGAGUUUAACGCGAUGCCAGGUGGUCAAGACUGUGGAUUGGUGAUUCCGAAAAACACCUGUGAUCUUGAUUGGAAGCCACCAGAGGAUGAUGGCGGAGCUGGGAAAUCUCUCACUAUAUAUGGUGACUCUGAUCCACUGGAGGCUGACACAUCGAUCGUUGCCAAGGAUCCAUUCGAUACGGCUGGAAAACCAGGAAUCCCUGAGAUUACCGAUUGGGACAAGGAUCGAGCUGAUCUCUGGGCUCCACCUAGCGACGAUGGAGGCGCUCCUGUUGAACAAUAUCUCGUUGAAAUGCGUGAUGGGAAUGGAAAUUGGUGGGAAGCGGCCGUUGUGCCCCGCAGAUCAGACAACAGCCUCGGUGAAAGGAUUGAAAGAAGGACAUCAAUAUCAAUUCCGAGUGAAAGCCAU
Molecule: messenger RNA, 672 nt
Organism: Mesorhabditis belari
Lineage: Eukaryota; Metazoa; Nematoda; Chromadorea; Rhabditida; Rhabditidae
Source: the annotation of a GenBank genome assembly